Haplochromis burtoni (Burton's mouthbrooder) is the source of this 858-nucleotide messenger RNA. RefSeq names its product myosin, light chain 2b, regulatory, cardiac, slow (gene myl2b). The transcript is spliced from 7 exons. Bases 85 to 591 code for a protein of 168 amino acids. Gene Ontology annotation, cellular component: cytoplasm; myofibril. NCBI's taxonomy places the organism in Eukaryota, Metazoa, Chordata, Actinopteri, Cichliformes, Cichlidae. Gene Ontology annotation, biological process: cardiac muscle contraction; muscle cell fate specification; heart development. The record is from RefSeq and is a predicted model, not a curated record. Gene Ontology annotation, molecular function: calcium ion binding.
GUAUAUCAGCCCCUUGUUUUGGGGGCUGCUCCAUCAUAAAGCAGCGAGGAUACUGCUUGGUCCAAAUCCAGCUAACACUGAAACAUGGCACCCAAGAAAGCAAAGAAGAGAGCGGAGGGAGCCAGCUCCAAUGUGUUCUCCAUGUUCGAACAGGCCCAGAUCCAGGAGUUCAAAGAAGCGUUCACUAUCAUGGACCAAAACAGAGAUGGCUUCAUUGACAAGAACGACCUCAGGGACACCUUUGCAGCUUUAGGCCGUUUAAAUGUCAAACAAGAAGAGAUUGAUGACAUGCUGAAGGAGGCACCAGGGCCCAUUAAUUUCACUGUCUUUCUCACCAUGUUUGGAGAGAAACUAAAAGGUGCUGACCCAGAGGAGACUAUCCUUAAUGCUUUUAAAGUCUUUGACCCUGAGGGAAAAGGAACACUAAAGAAAGAGUUUGUGACAGAGAUGCUGACGACCCAGGCUGACAGAUUCUCUGCUGAAGAGAUGGAGCAGAUGUUUCAGGCAUUCCCUCCAGAUGUAGCAGGGAACCUGGACUACAAGAACCUCGUCUAUGUCAUCACACACGGUGAAGAGAAAGACCAGGAAUAAUCACAUCCUCCCUCACUGGGUCGUAUUUGUGCUGAGAUAUGAUCACAUAUGACAGCAAAAACAGAAAGCAAAAACGUAAAUAACUUCAGCUUCAGUUUUUGAAUAUGCACAUGGAUCAAUGUGUUCAUUCAUUCAUUCAUGAUUAUAACAUGUAUAUGUAUGUAUAUUAUUUGAAUAUAUAUGAGUAAUCUCUUCAAAGGUGAAAUUAAGAGUUUGACCUCGGAUGUUUUUGACAAAUCAAUAAAGAAAGAUUCAACCUCACCGAGA